AUGUCUCUUCGUUCUUUGCCGCGUGCGGUGGGAGAUGGCCUUCGUGGUCCUUCACUUAGCCGCUACUCGACCUACGAUCCUAUCGGCGCUCGUGCGCCAAGUAUGGUGUCGGAGGUCCUGCCAGCGACGGCUGUUCCUCCUUUGACUCGAACGGCGGGCGAAACGCCGCUACCGGCGCUCUCAGUCACUGUUCUCUCCAUUACUAUACUGGGAGAGUUCCUGACGGCGAAUGUUUCUCUGCCGUUCAUUCUUUUCAUGGUCAAAGGCUUUACAGAUAUGGAGGGUGUCGACGACGUGAGCCCCUUCGCUGGUGCUCUAGUCGCCAGUUUCUUCGUUGGCCAGUUCAUCACAUCACUCCUCUGGGCAAACAUCGCUGUGCGAAUCAACAACCGUUUCGUGUUGACCACAUCUCUCCUCGGCGCGACCAUCACCUGUGGCUUAUUCGGCAUGUCGACGACCUUGACCCAGGCUACGGUCAUCCGGUUUGCACAAGGUGUAUUCGCAGGAGCCAUCGGCGUCGCUCGUGGUUGCGUAUCAGGCGUGACGGAUACCAGUAACGAGAGCAGAGCAUAUGCGAUCCUCGGCUUUUGCUGGGGUCUGGGCGGUGUUGCUGGAGCAGUUAUCGGGGGCUUGUUUGAGUCUCCAGCACUCAAGUGGCCUUCAGUCUUUGGAUCUCUUCCGGUCUUCGUCGACUAUCCCUAUCUCCUGCCUACUAUCGUUGCCGGAUCCGUUACGCUCACAGGCGCCAUCCUUUCGAUCUUCCUUGCACCGGACGGUGGACCACGUACUCGCGCUACCCCGCCACACGUAGAGAAGACGACGACUUUCGCUCUACCACCGACUAUACCAGAAGGAGCACCUCUGUUGUCGACUACGCAGGAGAAUAGGGACAUCGACUCUGAAGCAAAUGUGCGGGUAUCCCGCUUCACUCGUGGCUACGGAGCCACGUCCAGCAUACGCACCGCCAGCCGCCGGCGAAGCGUCGAGAGCUCUUCUCGCCGUCUGCGACGGACUGUCACAACGUCGCGCGCGUCGUUGCGUGAUGAGGUGCGUGAUGAGGCCGGGUUCGUGGAACGCUUUGCGCUCGCGAACGAGAACAACGUAUCCAGCAUAUCGGAUCUUUGGACGGCGGCCGCUAUAAGCGCUAGCGCAGAAGUCGGCGGCGGCACGGACCCUCAGGCGUAUGCUCCUCUUGGGGAUGUUGACGACACCAUCGAUGCGACGCAUCACGAUGAGGUCGCUGGUACAUCUAUGGCCGCUCGCACCAUCUCCCUCGUCAAGACGCUAUCAUGGGCUGACCUCUUCCCUCCACACGAUGAUCCUGGCAGUGCCACCUCUACGCACCUCAAGCAACCGCCCUUUCCUGCCGGAAAAGGACCCCUGCCAUCCGACUUCGGCGCCUAUACGCGCUCGCCGCGCCGUCAAAAUCGCGCUUCAUCACUCUCACGCCGCAAUCGCACUCACUCGCGUACACGCACACAUGGCUCGGCGGGAGGGUGGGGUGCAGGCCUCGCUCCGCGCACGCUCAGCUUGACGUAUCCACCCUACUUUGAGGAGGAAGAUGAAGAAGACGAGGAUCAAGACUACGUUGAGGCGAACCCCGUGUGGUCUCUUCCGUGGCAGAUCAUCGCGCAGUAUGGGAUACUCGCGUUGCAUUCUACUGCCCAUGAUAUGUUCUUCAUGUCGUACUUUGUCUCGGAGCCUGAGGCUGGAGGGCUGAAUUUGACUGCGUCUGCAUUCUCAGUCCUCACUGCCACAAUGCGUUUGUUCCAAAUCGUCUAUCAGUUCUAUCUCUAUCCGGCUCUGGGCACUCGCGUGUCCCAUCUUGGCAUGCUUCAACUCGGAACUGCACUCUUCUGUUCUGCCUAUAUCGCCUCACCUGCUCUCUAUUUUCUUGUGGGAGCACGCGGGAAUGAUGGAGGCUUAGCUGCCGGUCUUCUUCUGAUUUCUGCAGUGCGCUAUUGCGGUAGCACGAUCGCAUAUACCUCUGUGGCUAUCCUUGUCAACCAAUUGUCGCCACCGCCUGUUGUUGGACUUGCGAACGGCAUCGCGCAAAGUAUAAUCAGUCUAGCGCGGUGCUUCGGGCCGCUUUUGGGCGGCUAUAUAUGGAGCACUGCACUGGAAGGAAACCCGUCGGGUUACUUCAUCCCGUUCUUCAGCGUCGGAGGCAUGUGCGUCUUCGCGCUCAUAUUGAGUCUGGCGAUCCGGUGA
Messenger RNA from Peniophora sp. CBMAI 1063, 2211 nucleotides. NCBI's taxonomy places the organism in Eukaryota, Fungi, Basidiomycota, Agaricomycetes, Russulales, Peniophoraceae. The record is from the annotation of a GenBank genome assembly.